Penicillium bovifimosum is the source of this 375-nucleotide messenger RNA. RefSeq lists its product as uncharacterized. The coding region runs from base 1 to 375 and encodes 124 amino acids. The transcript has a single exon. The record is from RefSeq and is a predicted model, not a curated record. NCBI's taxonomy places the organism in Eukaryota, Fungi, Ascomycota, Eurotiomycetes, Eurotiales, Aspergillaceae.
AUGCCAAAUCGACGUCCACCAAAACGCAAGCCUCCUCGCAGACCUCCCAACCCACGAAAGAUGAACGAGAUCAUCAUCAACCACUUGAAAGAUUGGGCCGCUGAGACUGCUCCAAUCUUUUAUAAAGACGCGGUGUUCAUACCUAAUCGCUCGUGCAUCCUGACAGAUGAAGACUGUGCCUUUUUUGCGGCAUAUAUCCAAAAUGCCACCCCUAUGGAGCGUGAAGCUCUCCAGGCAACGGAUCUCCGGACGACGUUGGAAACAUGGGGUUUCCCGGAUGAGAUUUCAGAGGGUCUUGUGACUGUCUUGAAGAAUGCAUAUAAGACAGCGUUGAAAGAAAGUACUCCAAAAAAGAGGAAGAAGCGUGUGUACUAG